CUCUCCUCUCCCGCGGAGCCCAGAGAGGCCUGAAGGUUUCCUGUCUUCAGACCUGACAGAUCUGUGCCUUUGUCGUACCAACAGGCGACACCAACCACACGAGUGAUGCAAAGAUUCGCCGCCCUGGUCGUCGUGAUGAUGGCCCUCGUCUGCACUGUGACGUCGGACAUCAACAGAGAAGGUAGACACUCGUCUGUCCAGCAGCCUGCUUCCACUCAGUGCCUUCACUCUUACUUGUGUGUGUGCUGCGGUCUCUCUGGCGUGCUGCAGGCGGAUCAGCUGAGGCUGCCUACGAGAGAAGUGGUGCCCCUGCCGACGGAAAUAGCAGCCUGCAAGGUGCGCAAGUGUGCACUGCACGAUUCUAUGUCAUGGAGGGGGUGUGUGUGUGGGUGUUUGUCAGAGGGCCCGGGCGGCGUGAGCACUCCCCUUGCUCCAUUGGGGGGUGGCUCGGCCGGUGUGGAGAACAACAGCGGGUCACUUUGCAUGCCAGGGACCCCUGGCUGCGGCAUGCCCUCGGCUUCCGGUGAGGCGUCAGCCGGCACCCUUGUCGUUGACGGCAAUGCGAUUGAGCCUGAGACGGAAGUGACGGCCGAUGGCAGCCCACUUGACGAGGCUGGUGCGGCAAAUGGCGGUAUGUCACUCACUCCCGUCACGGACGGUCCGACUUGUUGGCGUGCAUGAUGUGUGUGGUGUGUGCGUGUGUGCCAGGGAGUCGUUUGCGGAGACUUGUGGAGGCCGGCGGCGACCAGACCACACCGCCGCCCGUGGACGAUGCGGGUACGACGCACCGUACUUUCGACGAGAAGGACAGGCGAUUAUGUGUGUCGGGAUUUGCCCUUGUCCUUGUCCGUGUGUGGUGUGGUGUGGUGUAUGGGCGCCGUUGUAGGGUGGCGGGAGCGCCUAAAAGGAUAUAAAGAAAAAAUUAAAGGCCCCCUUAACAGAGACGGCAAUGCCAUUGAGCCUGAAAAUGAACUGAUGGCGGAUGGCAGCCCACUUGAGGACAACGGCGGCGCGGCCACUCAUGGUGUGUCACUCACUCCCUCGGGUGAUGGAGGGUCGAAACUGCUAGGGGUGUUUGAUGUGUGUGUGUUGUGUGCGUGUGUGCCAGAGAGUCGUUUGAGGAGACUUUGGAGGCGGCUAUUCCUGGACCUGGAAGAUAUCCAACAUAGCGGUAAUUAGGAAGAAGGCAAGCGCGCUCACGAGUCUAUGUAUCGCCCUUGUCUGUGUAUGCGCGCCAUCAGCCGGCCCCCUUGUUAAAGACGGCAAUGCGAUUGAGCCUGAGACGGAGCUGACGGCUGAUGGCAGCCCAUUUAACGAAGACAGCUCUGGUGACACCAGCGGUCGCAUGUGCGGACUCAAUUAAGUAGGGCAGCUUCUAUACUCCGCGCUGGCUGUAGUUUCGUUACUACUGGGAGGCCGUUGUUUUGGGGUGAGUGAGGCCAGCUCGUGUGUGUGUUGUGUUAAUAGUUGUCUGUCAACCAGACGGACGGCGAGGCACAGACAGGCGGAUGGCCCCUGUAGUAGUGUGUGUGUGUGUGUGUGUGUGAAGAUAGUCCAUAUGUGUCGAUAGAGGCCCGUGAUGGGGCGGUGUGCACCUGACACGACCGACCGACAGGGAGGUCGACUGCAGGCAGGUGCACUUUCUUUCGGGCUGAGUGGGGGUGGGGUGCGUGGAACUGCACGCACGUUCAUACGGCACUUUUGCUGACAAACACCGAGAUGGGUUCAAUCUUCAUCUCGUGGUGCCUAUCAUCCCUUCACACGUGCCCGCCAGCAGGGUGGUCGAACCUGUGCCGGCGAGAGAGAGAAAGGGAAGCCCUUUUCAUCUGUCUGUCUGUCUGUCUGUGUCUCUUGUGUAUGGUGUUCACUCUCUUUCCCGCUUAUCUCUUCCCGUCUGUGGUGGGUGGCGCGUCUGCCGCUGAUUCACUGAGCCAGGUGCCGCCCGUCACACGGGGGCAACACACACAAAUGACACGGGGAGGGAGGGAGGGAGGGAAGCGCUGUCAGCUGGACCAACUGUGUGGAGUUGAUUCGCUUUGGUUCCGUGCUGUUGUGUGCUUUCGUCAAGUGCCGUUGUCUCCUGAGUGCUCAUCGAGUCGCAUCUCGUCCCGAUGAGCAGUCGGCAGACACCCGGCGUGUGACGAGAGCAUACAGCACAUUGGGGAACCGAAUCGUCGUAUGGAUGCAGUGAGGGUGGUG
Molecule: messenger RNA, 2199 nt
Organism: Vitrella brassicaformis
Lineage: Eukaryota; Vitrellaceae
Source: the annotation of a GenBank genome assembly